AAAGGUGUUGCAGUCAUAACGAGGACUAUGCCGCUAUGGUGUCGUAGUGCGACAAAUAAUAAUAUGCAAUGUACUUACACUAAUGGACACUAACAAAUAGCAGUAUAAAUAUUAUCGAAUAGAAAUAGUUUUAGUCAUCUGUACAUGUCUCUCCUAUGUUGACUGUAUUGCAUUUUCGAUUCCUUCCACAAUAUUGCUAUACGAAUAAUUAUUUAUGAUGCAAUUAGCUAAUGCGUAUUGGGCACAUUAGUCUCAUAGCUGUUUGUUCCCCCCAAUACAUUCGUUCGGUGGUCGGUAAACGGUGACAUAGACUAAGAGUUUUAAGCACCCGGUAACUGUAGACUAUUAGCAUGGAAAACCCAUCACCAUCUUAUUCGACCGUUUGGUCAAAAGUUUGUACAAAUGUUAUCAACUCACUAGAAGAUCUUAUGUUAACCGUGUAUUGCGCGUUUUGUUACUUUUUUAACUACAGAUUAUUGGAUUACAGCUGUACAAUUCCUACGAAGCGGAUGCGGAUGGACGGUUACCUUCGCUUUCCAUUAUGCGUCUGCUGUACAGUAUCGUCUUGUUCGGUGGCUAUCUUGUCGGGUUCUACAAAGCAGUGGUGGAAAAUACGUACAUAUACGACCUUAGUCCUAAUAGCCCAACUAUUUUUAACUUUGCAUACAUGACACAAGUCUGUUCUGGUGUACUGGGCACGAUCAUCUGUUACGCAUCGUUGUUGCAUACAGAUCGUAUGAAAUGUGUCUACGUCGAAGGCAUUCAGUGUAGCAACACGAAGAUAAACGAUCGGUACUAUCAAUUCCGUAACAUGCAGGUGCCGGCGAAGCAAUGCUUUAUCGUGCCGCUAUCAACCGGAUUGCUCUUCGUGUUAUCGCUCUGCGAAGCUUACGCACAGUACAAUAAAGCACGCUAUUUCGCAAUCGUCGCCAUACUGUAUCCCUUGUGGAUGUUCCAUGUGACGAUUUUGGAAUUUACAACACUGGUCAAAUCAACGGAAUGCAUUGUAACGAAGCUAAACUGGAUGCUGGACGCUUUUUUGGACAGCUUGCAAAGACAAUCGACUCCGAAUGUUCCGGCCACGGGUGAAAAGAAAGCUGUCAACAAAGUGUAUCCAGUUGAACGGCGGUCGUACAUUGCGGAACAUGAGCUAAUCAGUGGCGAACGGCUCACAUACAUGUUUGUCAUUCACGAGAACGUAGCGAAGCUGGCAGAAUUUAUCAACCGUGCGUACUCGCUCCAGAUCAUUGCCAUCGUGACGGUUACGUUCGUUAAUACGCUGUUCGGAUUCUUUAUCGAAACGAAGCUUUUGUUUUGGAACUAUGAAAUGUUAGAUCUGAUACUACGAGCAUGCCGGUAUGCGUUCGAGUGCAUUCCUGCCUGUCUGCUGAUCUACAAUAUGCUUGUUGUAUGUGCUGCUACCCAUAAUGAGGUAAUGAUCGAUUUACGCAUUUACCACCCAAUGUCUUCGAUUUUGAAUUAUAUUAUUUGCAGCUUUUCAAAUCAGCUUCUCUGCUGCACAAGCUUCUGCAGUACAAGGCAAACUAUUUUAUCGACGAUCAAGCUCUAUUCGAACGUUCGAAAGCAAUCGCUCUUCAGCUGCUGCAUAGGAAAAGGUUCGCUUUAUUCGAUGGCAGCGGUUUGUUUAAAUUGGACUUUACCUUCAUCUUUUCGGUAUUCAGUGCUGCUACAUCUUAUCUGAUUGUGUUGCUUCAGUUUGAUUUAUCCAAGGAUCUGGAAAGGGGCAUGAGAAUGUGAUUGUUACGAAACAAUAUUUUAACUAUCUUAAACCUACAUUGCUAUCAAUAAAAUGGAAUGGUUUUAUGUGUGCGUUUUACGCAAAUUUCGUUGUAAGCACGUCAGAACAUUAUUCGGUAAAAGAAUAAAUCACGUUCAAUGUACACCUCUCAUGACUUGAGUUAUCCGAUGAAGCAGAGUUACAAAAUAAUUUAGUGAACUUGGCUGCCCAUUACUCGCGU
Molecule: messenger RNA, 1979 nt
Organism: Anopheles funestus (African malaria mosquito)
Lineage: Eukaryota; Metazoa; Arthropoda; Insecta; Diptera; Culicidae
Product: putative gustatory receptor 28a
Exons: 6
Coding region: 542-1702 (386 amino acids)
Biological process (GO): sensory perception of taste
Cellular component (GO): neuronal cell body; membrane; axon
Source: RefSeq, a predicted model, not a curated record